Cylindrotheca closterium is the source of this 3552-nucleotide messenger RNA. Lineage: Eukaryota; Bacillariophyta; Bacillariophyceae; Bacillariales; Bacillariaceae. The record is from the annotation of a GenBank genome assembly.
AUGCCUGCAACCGUUGAAAGUAGAGGGGCUACUGCUCCUCCUGUCCCGACAGUGUGCUCCUUCCGCAAGAUUCUUUCCCUUCUCGUAUUUGGGGGCAUUUGCACUGCCGCAGGCAUCGUCGCUGGUACUUCUGCCGGAAAGGAUGAGGAUACUCUCAAAGUUGCUGCGGCUUCUGUUCCUGCUGGCCCCUCCGCGCCAUCGGACAGCAUUCCAACUGCUACUGUGUCAGCUGCCGGUCGCCCCUUUCAGACUAUGUCUAAUCCGGACGAGGGCCCUCCUGAGGAUGAGAGCAAUCGCCCUUUUGCCUUUCCUGGAAAGAAGAAUGGUUACCGUGUCGUGCUUGAUGACUUUGACAAGGGAAAGGACCGUCUCACUUUUCCCAUGUCGAACGGCAAGAAAGUUGGGUUCAACAAGAUUCAAACCGACAAUGGAAAUCUUUGGAAGGGAGUCGCGCCAAAUGGCAAGAGCACCGCGACAUUCAUUGAAAAGGCUGUUGGGGAUGAGACUUUCCAAGUCGGAUCUCUUGUCAUCCUCGACAAUAAAGAAUGGACAAUUUGUCAAUUGCGCCCAGGUGAUGAAACUGGGAAAACUGAGAUGGAUUGCAUUCCGGGUGCAGACUUUCCAGAAGAGCAAGAGUCAGUCGAGAUUGACCUGGCCGAGAGCGAAGCAUUCAGCUUAUCUUUCACCGACGACGACGAUGAUGACCGUCGCUCUCUUCAAUCUCUGGCUACUAUCGACAUGAUGGUCCCUUGGACUCCGGAGGCAGAGUGUGCGGCUUCUGGUUUGGCUUACCCAUGCACUUUUUCCGCCAGAACUGAAGCGACCGUUCGUGGAAUCAUCGAACUUGCUAUCGAGGAGACAAACACCAUGUACCAAAACUCUGGUGUCAACGCUCAGCUGCGACUGGUGUAUUCAUAUCGUGUCAGUAGUUACACCGAAGAAACUACUGACCCCUUUCGUGCAGCUUUGUAUCAAUUGAAAAAUACGGACGAUGGCUUCAUGGAUGAAGUCCAUGAUUUGCGAGCACGGUAUGGCGCUGAUAUGGUUGCACUGAUUGUUGGAAGCUCUGACUAUUGUGGCAUGGCGUUUGUUGGUCCAAGUCCUUCGUGGAUGUUCUCGGUGACAUCAUAUCGCUGUGCAACUGGCUACUAUACGUUUGCGCAUGAGGUCAAUCACAAUAUGGGUUGCUACCACGACCGUGGAACCCAAAAUGAAUGUGAUUCAUCUGGAAAAAUUCAGUAUGGAUGGCGAGACCCUGGAGGCAACUUUCGGGAUGUCAUGGGCUACCGAUGCAAAACCGGUCAGUGUGAUAACAACCGCGGCGGUACAUGCCCAAGAGUCCAAAUGAUUUCCAACGACUAUGGAUUCCUGUAUGACGGAGAACCGAUUGGGGACGCCCGAAACACCUGUGCGAGACAUCUCAACGGCGUUGUAGGUGGUGUGUCACAAUACUUUCCAUAUGGUGGAAGUCCGGUACCGAGCCCAACCAAUCCUCCAAAACCAAAGCUGACUUCUGCUCCGACCAAGAAUCCUACUCCCAGACCGACAUCAAGUCCCAGUUCUCGUCCAACAGAAGCCCCUACUCCACGACCCACGCCAGGUCAAACCUCAACCAAUCCUCCAAAACCAAUGCCACCUACAGCUCGGCCUACCCUUCCACCCGCUUCACGUCCGACGCCUGAGCCUACUUUGCCACCUACGCCUCGACCUACACCUCGACCCACUGCAAAUCCCACGCCUCGCCCAACACCAGCGCCAACUCGAACUCCCACUCCUGGACCGACUCGUUGGCCCACUCGAGCACCCACUCCUGGACCGACUCGUUGGCCCACUCCAGCACCCACUCCUGGACCGACUCGUUGGCCCACUCCAGCACCCACUCCUGGACCGACUCGUUGGCCCACUCCAGCACCAACACCUGCACCUACUCCCUUACCGACGGCCCAACCUACUCCUGCACCAACCCCCGGGCCUACUUUGCAACCCACACCUGGGCCUACACCUCGACCCACGCUGCCAUCAACAAAGCCAUGUUUUCAAAGCAACUUUGAGCUUAAAAAUACAGUUGACGAUUGGUUCCAGUCUUUUGAAUUAAAGGCAUCAGUCGAGGCCCAGUAUGGGCAAAUCGGAGAUUGGUGCUUCAGUUCAGGUGUCACUAGUAUGAGAGAACUUUUCCGUGCUCGUAAUACUUUCAACGAGGAUAUUGGAAACUGGGAUGUAUCUUUUGUCAAAGAUAUGCAGUGGAUGUUUUUUGCUGCAUUGUCCUUCAAUCAAGACUUGUCUGUGUGGGAUGUGUCCUCUGUCACAACAAUGCAUCGGAUGUUUGCCAAUGCAGUUUCCUUCAACCAAGAUUUGUCGUCUUGGGAUGUUUCUUCUGUCACCGACAUGAGCAUGAUGUUCACUGGCGCAUCUUCCUUCAAUAACAAUUUAUCAACAUGGGACGUUUCUUCUGUGACCAAAAUGUGGGAAAUGUUCUACACAGCAACGUCAUUCAACCAAGACUUGUCCUCUUGGGAUGUCUCUUCUGUGACCUAUAUGAGUUCAAUGUUCCGCCGCGCGUCAUCGUUCAAUGGAAACAUAUCAUCGUGGAACGUGUCCUCUGUCAUUUCCAUGAGGGACAUGUUCCUUGAGGCGGUAUCCUUCAAUGGAGACUUACAAUUGUGGGACGUUUCUUCAGUCCAGAACAUGGGACAGAUGUUCACAGACGCAUUAGCUUUCAAUGGAGACUUGUCAUUGUGGGAUGUUUCUUCUGUGACCAAUAUGGGGUCAAUGUUCAAUGCCGCAUUAGCUUUCAAUGGAGAUAUUUCAUUAUGGGAUGUUUCUUCUGUGACCAAUAUGGGGUCAAUGUUCCGAAGAGCAAAAUCGUUCAAUGGAGACAUCUCAUUGUGGGAUGUUUCUUCAGUCUGGAACAUGGGGUCAAUGUUUAGUGUUGCAUCAGCUUUCAAUGGAGACAUAUCAUUAUGGGAUGUUUCUUCUGCAACUCAAAUGGGGUCAAUGUUUAGUGGUGCAUCAGCUUUCAAUGGAAAUAUACCAUCAUGGGACGUCUCUUCUGUCACAAGAAUGUAUGCUAUGUUCAGAGACGCAUCUGCUUUCAAUGGAGACAUAUCAUCAUGGGAUGUUUCUUCUGUGACCCGUACGGGGUAUAUGUUCCAAAGAGCAAGAUCGUUCAAUGGAGACAUUUCACUGUGGGACGUCUCUUCUGUUACAAACAUGCAAGAUAUGUUCCAAAGUGCAUCUACUUUCAAUGGAGACAUAUCUGCAUGGAAUGUAUCUUCGGCCACACAAAUGGGAACCAUGUUCGAAAGAGCAUCAGCUUUUAAUCAGGACUUGUCAGCAUGGGAUGUUUCUUCUGCUAAAAGUAUAUCUGGAAUGUUUCACAGGGCCUUUUCCUUCAAUCAGAAUCUUUGUGCAUGGGGACCGCGACUUUCCAGCGAUGUCUUACUUUCACCUUAUGAUCACAACUCAGAGUUUUCCCAAACAAGCUGCCCAUUGCGAUCAGGUCCAAACCUCUACUCGAAUCCACCAGGUCCCUUUUGCCAUGUUUGCACAUAG